AUGGAGGGUAUUGCAAGAGUUAGUUUAUCGCAACAACAACAUGGAGAAACUACAUUGCCAUUUUGGAAUAUAACCCCACAUUACAGUCAUAUUAAUUGGGAACACCCUGAUGAAGAAUUAGAUUUUUUUGGAAUGAAUGAAGCGCAAUCAUGGAAGGAAAGAGAUGCAUUAUAUGCUGGACAACUAUUUGAUACUAAAGAAGAUGUAAGAAUGGCUAUAAAACAUUAUGCCAUGAGGAAGCAUCAAACUUUUUUUGUGGUGGAGUCAAAAACAACAACAUAUGUUGUGAAGUGUGUCAAUCACAAUAGUGGAUGUCCCUGGAGAGUUCGAGCAUCAUUGCCAAAAAAUGCAGACAAGUGGAAAAUUAUAAAGUGGGGUGGUGCCCAUACGUGCGUAAAUGCUUCAAUCUCUCAAGACCACCAAAAGUUGGAUUCCAAAUUUAUUUGCUCAUGCAUUCUUGGUAUGGUAAAAGAAGAACCAUCAGUGCCUAUUUCGUUAAUUCAAGAGAGAAUUAGUGGUCAAUUUGGAUAUUCAAUUUCAUAUAAGAAGGCAUGGAAAGCAAAACAAAAAGCAAUUGUUACUGUAUUUGGUGAUUGGGACAAAUCUUAUGCUGCAUUGCCAAGGUGGCUAGAGUACAUGCAAUUACAUGCUCCUGGAUCUGUAUACAAAAUUGAAACAACUGAUUAUGUUGAAGGUCACAUCGUGGAUAAUAGAUAUCGAGUUUUUCAUCGGUUGUAUUGGUCGUUCAAGCAAUGUCAUGAAGCUUUUAACUUUUGUAAGCCUAUAAUACAGGUAGAUGGAACAUUUUUGUACGGUAAGUACCGACAAACUUUGCUAAUUGCUACGACUUAA
Molecule: messenger RNA, 852 nt
Organism: Abrus precatorius (Indian licorice)
Lineage: Eukaryota; Viridiplantae; Streptophyta; Magnoliopsida; Fabales; Fabaceae
Exons: 3
Coding region: 1-852 (283 amino acids)
Source: RefSeq, a predicted model, not a curated record